GAAAAAAGAAAAAAGUCCGUACAGCGCGAACGCAAUAACAUUUCUCCACUGCAAACGGGCCUGGAGAUCCGGGGAGAUUUUUUUCCCAUUGCGCGCCCGCCCCCUCUAUCGAAGCUUUUUCUACUACCUUAUGUUGUCGCAGUUUGUAACGGCGGCGAAGGGGCUUUUCACUCGAUCCGAUAAUAAAAACCCGCAACCUACAUUUCUCGAACCCAGACUCGCAGCGGACAAGAGCGCUAGCGCCAUUGCUAGUAUUCAGCAAGUCACUACUCCUACUACUACGACGACGACGCCCAAGAUGGUUACAGCCACUAGACAGCGGAGAUUUACCGCCGAGUCGUCUGCGGAGCCUGAAGCCAAUGGUAUUGGCUCGGUCAACGAAGCGAAGAUCAACGGCAACGGCAAGCGCACGUCCGAGCCUUCCACCGAUGCGGAGAACAACAACGCACGCAAGACGCAGAGCAACACGAAACGCAGGAAGCGGAGCAGCUUAGCGGCUGUGCUGGAAUCCGAGGACGAAAUGGCUACGAGUCCUAGUAAUAAGAAGUCGAAGACGGUGAAGGGUACUAACGAUACUGAAGGGCAGGAGGAUGAGCAGGAGGAGACACCGGUCGCUGCCCCCCAGCAGAUCAAAAAGAAGCAUUUCCGAUUCGAUAGCGAGGAGCCGGAAGUGCCUGCGAUGGCGGAGGUUGCGGAGACGCCACAGAGUUUAGAGGAGGAGGAGGAUAGCAGCGACGAUGAGGCUCCUGAGGCUGUUGAUAAUUCCGCGCAAUUGUCGAAGAUUCGGAUGGAGGCGAAGAGACAGGAAAGGGCCAAGCAAAUAGAAGAGCAGUUGAAGCGCGACAAGAGGAAACAGCUGGACGACCUGCGCAAGCUUCAAGCCAAGUCGACCAGCAAGAAGCGAGAGGCUGAGGAUCAGCUAUCAGAAAGCACCGAAACCCUUCAGGGUACCACGACAGAAAGUGCCCGGAGGUCUGCUCUCCCCGCUCUUCUCCCGGAUGAUAUCCUGAACGCCGCCCCCGAUGUCCGGCCACCGACCCCUCCCGCAGAAGAAAUGAGGAUUGUGCGACCCAAGCCCACGAAGCUGCGAUUCCUGGACAAGAAGGAAAAGGCCCCGAAGGACCUGCAGAUGGGCGAUGUCACAAUUCGGGUGCUGGAUGGAGAUGUAUCCCGGAACAAGAAGUCGAAGACCACGCUUCCCCCCAAGGCGACGAAGAGCAGUCAGAACGCGAGACAAGUCUGGCUGAGUGCAGGUCGCAGCACGGGCAAGGUGAACGGGAUGAGAAGAGCGGCCGGCGCUCCCUCGGGGUUUGUGCGCAAAUAGCAGGUCUUGGGCGCACUUAACUCCGUCUCGUAGUAAGCAUUUUUAAUGAUAUCAAAAGCACAUCCUAAGUUCUGUUUCCUGUCUAUAUUUUGGCUUGGUUUCUGCUCUUAGUUCGGCGAUGAGUCCGGGGCACCUUAUAUCUUUCAGUAUCGUCCAUAUUGGGUCAAAGAUCUGGAUUAUCCAUGCAAGACAGAGACUACGGAUUUUUUUCCCUAGC
This is a messenger RNA of Aspergillus saccharolyticus JOP 1030-1, 1541 nucleotides long. RefSeq lists its product as uncharacterized. Gene Ontology annotation, biological process: rRNA processing. The transcript is spliced from 2 exons. The record is from RefSeq and is a predicted model, not a curated record. Bases 131 to 1324 code for a protein of 397 amino acids. NCBI's taxonomy places the organism in Eukaryota, Fungi, Ascomycota, Eurotiomycetes, Eurotiales, Aspergillaceae. Gene Ontology annotation, molecular function: snoRNA binding.